CAAAGAAAUGGGACCAAAGUGGCUAUGUAUUUUGGUAAUCAUGUGGGUAUCAAUAGAUGGUGGGUGGUGCCAUGGGUGUUGGGAGCAAGAGAGAGUUGCUCUCUUGCAACUCAAACCUUCAUUCAAUCAGCUAAAUUGGUUGGAGGGUGAGAAGACUUCAAACUGUUGUGAGUGGGAAAUGGUUGAGUGUAGUUCUGACACAGGGCGAGUAAUGACACUCGUCCUAGAAGGAAGUAGAGAAUUGGACUCGCCGGUGUUGUAUAUCAAUGCCUCUUUGUUUCUCCCGUUUGAAGAACUGAAAGAACUUCACUUGGAGUCCAAUAAUAUAGUUGGUUGCACUGAGAAUGAAGGAUUUGAAAUAUUGUCAGCAAGGUUGAAAAAUCUGGAGGUGCUUGGCUUGAGCGAUAAUGAGUUCGAGAACAAUAUCUUAUUAUCUCUGCGUGACCUUUCUUCCUUAAAAAUUUUAUAUCUGGACUAUAACCAAUUGAAGGGAACAAUCCACACCGAUGAACUCAACAGUCUGAACAACUUGGAGGAAUUAAAUAUGUACGGGAAUAAGAUUGAAGGCUUUGGAUCUCUUCAAGGAUCUGAAAUAUUGUCAUCAAAGUUGAGCAAUCUGGAGGUGCUUCGCUUGGGCUCUAACAAGUUCAAUAACAGCAUCCUAUCAUUUUUGCGUGGUCUUUCUUCCUUAAAAGCCCUAUAUCUGGAUUUCAAUCAAUUGAAGGGAACAAUUCAUAGCCAUGAAUUUGACGGUCUGAACAACUUGGAGGAGUUAGAUAUGAGUGGGAAUCAGAUUGAAGGCUUUGAAUAUGUUCAAGACAAAAGAACUUUGAAAAAGUUGAAAGUUCUUGAUCUAGGAUACCAACAGAUCACUACAAGCAUUCGACUGCAAUCAUUAGGGUCAAUCCCAAACCUCAGGACACUUUAUCUUUCAAAUAACUACUUAAAUGGAACAACAACUACUCAAGAGUUGGGUAAUUUGACCACGCUAGAAGAAUUGUACUUGGAUCGUUCUAUUCUACGCACAGACUUUCUUCGAAGCAUUGGAUCAUUGAUUUAUCUCAAAGUUUUGAGUUUGGAAAGUUGUGGACUCAAGGGAAUCCUGCCUAAUCAAGGCUGGUGCGAAUUGAAGAACUUGCAAGAGCUUCAUCUCUUUUAUAAUAAACUUGAAGGGACACUCCCACCAUGUUUAGGAAACUUGUCAUCUCUUCGAUAUAUGGAUAUCUCUUCCAAUCAAUUCAAUGGAAAUCUUGCCUCCACUCCCAUACCCAAUCUCAUUUCCCUUGAAAGCCUCCAUCUUGGAGGUAAUGACAUUGAAGUCCCGAUGUCAUUAAAGCCAUUGGCAAAUCUCUCAAAUCUUACGGAUUUCUCUGCUGAUAACAUUGUUCUAGAUCUUGAUAGCCAAUUCUGGACUCCAAGAUUUCGACUACGGUCAUUGAGGUUUUGGAGCUCUCUAUUCAAGAAAUCAAAACCACAUCUUCCCAAUUUCCUCUAUUAUCAAAAUGAUUUGGAGAGGAUUUAUCUAUACGGUUGUGAGUUUGGAGGUGUGUUCCCAAAUUGGUUGCUUGAGAAUAACACAUCAUUAGAUGAUUUUAUUUUGAGUGGUAACUACUUUAUGGGCCCAUUGUUAUUGCCAUCACAUUCCAAUCUAAAUCUCUCUGAGAUAUAUAUAUCUGACAACCAGCUACAAGGUCCAAUUCCUACAAAUCUAAGUGUCAUUUUUCCAAAUGUGGAGUACUUAGAUAUGUCUGGAAAUUUUUUCCACGGAGAGAUCCCUGCUAGCUUGGGUGAGAUGGAGUCAUUAACAUAUUUGGACUUAUCUAACAAUCAAUUUUCUGGAGGAAUACCAUGGCAGUCUUACAAGCAGAGCUCCUCUUUGAAGAAUAUUAAGCUAUCAAACAACAGAUUGCAUGGGCAUAUACUGCCUAUCGAUUUGAACUCUACCACAUUACGGAGUCUUGAGUUGGAUGGCAACAACUUUGCAGGAGAGAUACCUCAGCCUAAUAUCUCAGCCUUUUCCUCUUUGGAACUAUUGGACUUUAGCAAUAACUUGCUAUCUGGCAGGCUUCCAAGAUGGUUAUCAAACAUCUCGUAUUUAUCCGGUAUCGGAAUGUCCAAUAAUUACUUUAAGGGAACUAUUCCGUCGGAUUUCUGCAACAUUCAAGGACUUCAAUUUCUGGAUCUGUCUAAGAAUGAUUUGUCUGACUCUAUACCACCUUGCUUCAGCCAGUUACAGUCUCUCGGCCAUGUCCAUUUAAAUAAUAACAGGCUGCGAGGUCGAUUACCACAUGAUUUUCUUAACAACUCUUCUAUUUUGGUGGUAGACCUUAGCUAUAACAACUUCAGUGGCAUCAUUCCAAGUUGGAUCGGCAAUCUCUCAAGUUUGGGCGUUCUUCUUUUGCGAGCGAACGAGUUCCAUGGUGAGAUUCCCAUUGGCUUAUGCAGUCUAAACCAAUCAAGCUUCUUGGAUCUUUCCUCGAAUAAUUUAUCGGGUCGUCUGCCUCCCUGUUUGAGUAAUUUCAAUUUUGAAGCUGGAGAGAACCACCAUUUGGCAUAUGAUUUUACGUCCUACAAGAAAGAAGUUGUGGAGUUUAUGGUAAAGGGUAACCCCCUCAAGUACUCGGGAGAGAUCCUCGAUGAAAUGUUCGGAAUUGAUCUGUCUUGCAACAAAUUCUCCGGUGAAAUCCCACCUGAGUUUGGAAACUUAAGCAAUAUCAAAUCUCUGAAUCUAUCACACAACAAUCUGACGGGACGAAUCCCCGCAACUUUCGCAAACUUGAAGCAGAUUGAGAGUUUGGAUCUUUCUUACAACUACUUCAUUGGUCUAAUCCCUCCUCAACUUACAGAGUUGAACUUUCUAGCAGUUUUCAGAGUGGCACACAACAAUUUGUCAGGUCCACUUCCGGAUAGGAAAGGCCAAUUUAUAACAUUUGAUGAAAGUUGUUAUGAGGGAAACCCUUUUCUCUGUGGACCUCCAUUGACUAAAAGUUGCAAAGAAAAUGUUUCUGCAUUACCAUCUCCAAAUGCCUUUCUUGAUGAGGAUGAAGAUGAUGGUUUCAUGGACAAUGGUGUUUUCUAUGUGACUUUUGUGGUGUCUUAUGUUAUGGUACUAUUGGCAAUAGCGGCAACUCUAUACAUAAAUCCAUAUUGGCGACGAGCAUGGUUUUAUCGAAUAGAAGUGUGCAUCACCGCUUGCUAUUAUUUCAUGGAGGAUAAUUUUUGGAAUGUGUAGCUUCUUUUGAUAGGAUUUGAUGAAGAUUGGGUGGAUUUCGUUGAUUUCAUCUUUUAGCUCAUCGUCUAUAUGUUGAGCUGGGAAGUUCGCUUCUGAUAUUCAUCCGUUUGUUUGGGCCUUCAUCUAUUUGUUUGGGCUUUAAACUUUUGUUGUCGGUCUUUAUGGUUAUUGGGCGCUAGUUAUUAAGAUUCAAAUAUUUUAGUCCUUAAGCCCAUUUGUCCAUUGUGUCAGUAUUCAAAAUUUUGUACCGUUCUUCUUUGUGGGUCAUCUUGUAUUAGUAUAAAAAAAACAUUUAUAUGA
Molecule: messenger RNA, 3532 nt
Organism: Tripterygium wilfordii
Lineage: Eukaryota; Viridiplantae; Streptophyta; Magnoliopsida; Celastrales; Celastraceae
Product: receptor-like protein 13
Exons: 8
Coding region: 8-3232 (1074 amino acids)
Molecular function (GO): protein binding
Source: RefSeq, a predicted model, not a curated record